GCACUGUGAUGACGUAUGCUGUGGAAGUACAGGAAUAAUAACGCGAGUCUCUUCUGGAUAAUAUUUUAUAUUCAGGGGUGUCUGGCUUUGGUGUGGAGUAGCAAGAGUAACAGAACCCAGGCUUAGAUAGAAGGACUGCCCUCACAAGAUGGGGGCUGUGGUGUCUCGGUGGAGGGCAAAGCCAACCACUGUACAGGUCUUGGAGGGCCUUGAUAAGGAUGUCCAGGCCCUUGAGGAAUGCAGAGAGAAGAACCAGAAGCAGCUGAAGUUAUGGGUUUACAGACUGCUGUUGUACUCAGCCCUGCUGUACUUGAUAGCCUGUACAGUCGUCUAUGUGUGGUACAUCCCAGAGCGGAUGAUAGGAAAAUUAAUAGUGGCGUCACCAUUCUUGGUAUUUCCUCUGUUAGUUUGGCUGCUGAGGAAACUGCUGAUUGUUUUAUACAACAGACGAACGGAGAGAAACAAUGAAAAAUUAGAAGAGCUGAAAGCAGAGAAGAAGAAAAUACUUGAGCAGGUAAUGGAAACUGAAACCUACAAAAAUGCCAAGCUGAUUCUGGAACGGUUUGACCCUGACUCUAAGAAAAAGCUUGAGAUAGAGGCUCAACCCAUUGGCCCACCUGCGACUCCAAGACAAGGCCAAGAGCUGCGUCAGCGGCAUGUGAUCCCUCGUCCUACUGGACGUCCUCCACCCGUUCCUGCCCCCUCGGCCCCCCCCACUCCACUUUCUGCCCCGGGAGGGCCACCUGAAAAAGGUCUGUCUACAUCAACCCCCCAUGGUCUGAUCCGGAGGCCUGGAACCCCGGCUGGCACGCCUGGCCCAGCGAUGGGUUUGCAUGCCAGACCCGUCCUCCCCAGAGAGCGAGGUGCCAUGGACAGGGUCAUUGAGUACCUAGUGAGUGAUGGACCUCAGAACAGAUAUGCUCUGAUAUGCCAGCAGUGUUCGUCUCAUAAUGGCAUGGCUUUAAAGGAGGAGUUUGAAUAUAUUGCAUUCAGAUGUGCCUACUGUUAUUUCCUGAACCCGGCCCAGAAGACACGUCCCCAGGCCCCGCGUCUCCCAGAAUUCGCUGCAGAAACCAAGAUGAGCCAAGACCCCCCUGCUGUUGCCAUGGAGACAGACCUGUCUAGCUGUCCACCUGCCCCAGAGUGUAAAGCAGCCAGUCCAGAGCAUGUGAAAGCAGAACCUGGAGAGCAGCAAGCAGAAGAGAGCCUCUUAGAGGAGAAGAAGCCAGGAGACCCAGAUCCCCUCACCAGCCUCCCUGACAAAUCAGACGGCGAGCACGAUGUGUCCGCCAUGGAAGUGGAGUAGAGUGAGAGAGGGUUUGUCAAUAUGAACCUGUCUGUUCAUCUUGUGUGUGUGUGUGUGUGUGUGUGUGUGUGUAUGUAUGUAUGUGUGUGGGUUUGAUUUUCAUAUUCUUUACCUUUAGUUUAUUUGUUUCCUUUUAAUUUCUACACAUUACAAUUGCAGUGUUAUUUCAAAGUUAAGUAGAAAUGAAAAGUUUAGUGGUCAAAGGGAUUUUUGUGAGGGUUUUUUUUUUUUUAAAUCUGCAAUAAUUAGUUAAAUUGCUGAGUUUAAUAGUCAAGCAUUAUAGUGUCUUUGUUUACAAUAGAACCUGUAUGUAAAAGCUAAACUUUGCAGAAGUUUCAGCACAUAACUCUUCUCUUAUUCUCUUAGUUGGAAAGAAAAGCAGCUAUUCACAUGUAUUUCAUUCUCCAUGUAAGCACUGUUUUGUGACUGGAUGUAUUUAAUGUUCUUAUUUACAAUAUGUAAUAAUGCAAAAAUGUCCCGUUCAAAAGUAUAUUUAUACUAUUUAUAGUUAUUAAUAUCCUCUCAGUGCCUGUUUUUGAAGUGUAGCAUACAUUAGGUGCUUUGCAGCGAGAGAUUGCUCCCAUGUUUACAUGUCUGUUCAGGUACCACCAUAGGAAUGUCUGGCUAUUUAUUAUGGCAUAAAAACAGCCCUUCAGUGUUCUCAGCCUUAUGUGCCUUUAUGUUCGACCUGCUUCAAGAUUGAAGGAAAGCAGAUGAAUGAUCUAAUAGCAUAGCAUAAUGUGCGAAAAUACAGUGCUGUUUUUAUUUUGUCUACAAGGAUUAAUAUAAGAAAUAAAGUUUUUAAAACAAUAUCCUGAUGUUUUGAGAUGCAGAGUUCUUUAA
Sinocyclocheilus anshuiensis is the source of this 2149-nucleotide messenger RNA. Its product is annotated as protein lunapark-A-like. Gene Ontology annotation, biological process: endoplasmic reticulum tubular network organization. The transcript has 13 exons. Gene Ontology annotation, cellular component: endoplasmic reticulum tubular network. NCBI's taxonomy places the organism in Eukaryota, Metazoa, Chordata, Actinopteri, Cypriniformes, Cyprinidae. Bases 149 to 1306 code for a protein of 385 amino acids. The record is from RefSeq and is a predicted model, not a curated record.